AUGAUCUUACGUUCUCUUUACUUUAUUGUCUAUUUGCCUGUGUGGCAUCUUAUUCUCCUUCGUGGUUCUAUUCCUGUGUGUGGUCUUAUUCCUUUCGUGGUCCUAUUCCUGUGUGGUCUAUCUAUCCUUCAGUGGUCAUUAUCUCCUUCGUGGAAGUCGUCUAUUAUCCUGUGUGGAUCCAAAAAGAAAGACGACAUUUUUGAAGUUGUGACUUCAAUACAUACGGCAAAGCGUGCUCAAACCAUUUGGGAUUUCACAAGCAAAUUUCCUGAUAGUUUGACUGUUGAAAGAUGGUUAUACGAUGAAGGGAUUUACUGCAAGUCGAUGAAGUGCAAGGCUGGAAUUGACAUGAGGCUGAUUGAAGUCAAGAAAGAUGGACAACCAAACCUCACAUGGAAGUGCACCCAUCGCCCAUCUGCUGCAACCGUCAAAAGAAGUCUAUUCGUGAAGGAAGCUUUUUCUCAGGGCUCAAGAUCGGCAUGCAUCAAGUUCUUGGUAUUGUGUGGCUCUACCUUUACAAGUUGGAAUUCCAGGCUAUUCAAGACCUGA
This is a messenger RNA of Lichtheimia ornata, 549 nucleotides long. RefSeq lists its product as uncharacterized. The coding region runs from base 1 to 549 and encodes 182 amino acids. Lineage: Eukaryota; Fungi; Mucoromycota; Mucoromycetes; Mucorales; Lichtheimiaceae. The transcript has 3 exons. The record is from RefSeq and is a predicted model, not a curated record.